Molecule: messenger RNA, 885 nt
Organism: Medioppia subpectinata
Lineage: Eukaryota; Metazoa; Arthropoda; Arachnida; Sarcoptiformes; Oppiidae
Source: the annotation of a GenBank genome assembly
AGAAAGGGCGACCGAAUGGUACAAUUGACCUGUCAUUUCGAGACCGUCAACAGGACUGUCACCAAUUCCUAUGGCGUGGUCGCAGACUCAUCGAUCGCGGAGACGGCUAUCGUGAACGCGACGGCGCCGUCGCCUAACAUACGGCUCCGAAUAACCGACGCUCAGGGGCUCGACAUUACGGGCGCCCGACUCGGCGACGAGCUAUACAUGCGGAUAGAGAUGGACGACGACGCCGUGUUCGGUAUAUUCGCCCGCGACUUAGUGGCCAAAUCGGGCAAAACCGACGAACAGAUCACACUAAUCGACUCCAACGGGUGUCCGGCCGACACCAAGAUCUUCCCGGCCCUACACCGAGUGGCCAACAGUAAGACACUUAUGGGAAAGUUUGACGCAUUCAAGUUCGCCGACGAUGUGGUCGUUAGGUUUCAAGUGAACGUUCAGUUCUGUCUGCAGGACUGCGAGCCCACCGAUUGCGGGGUCAGCUCAGGUCCCGGCGUUGAUAACGACAAUCCAAGUGGCAAAUCGUUCGGACGCCGACGGAGGCGAGACAUAAGCCAAUCGGACGACUUGUCAGCCUAUUAUACGGGCGACGAGUCGUCGCUGCCGGUGGUCGAGGACUCGACACUUCUGCCGGACUAUCCGUUACAGCGCGAGAUCAUAGUAGAGGGCGGGGUAUACGCGGCCGCCAAGAGCUCAGCCAACCCCUCAUCCCGUGUCCAUCAUUCUCACUGUCCAGUCGUGUCCAAUGGCAAGUAUUCAUCGAUGGUUGUGAUACAACAUCACCCGCUUAUACAGAGAAAGGGCGACCGAAUGGUACAAUUGACCUGUCAUUUCGAGACCGUCAACAGGACUGUCACCAAUUCCUAUGGCGUGGUCGCAGAGUAA